AUGGAGCAGUCUCCAAUUUAUUAUGAAAGUAAAACGGCAACUUUCACCGGCUCCGAUUUACAAUUAGACGUCUCCGACACAAAUGGGAUCAAAUGUACCUGGAGUGGAAACGUGGCAGGUCAUCAAAAGCAAUACUCCUGGAAUUUUGAUUGGAGAGACUUACACAGUCAAGGAGUUGACCGUCUCACGGGAUAUAUUAUAAUCAAGGAGAGAAACAACUUAUUUUCUCCACAAAAAAUGGAAGUUGACUGGACAAUCGUUGACCAAAACAAUAAGAGAACCAUAACGGUUUCCCCUGCCUCACAAUAUACAAUCAGCUUCGAAUAUUCGUUGACUCCUCAUUACGCAACACAAAGUUUGUAUGACGCAAUUUUCUCUCCACCCGAUACAGUUCUCGUGGUCGAGGGAAAGGAGAUUCAUGUUAAUAAAGCGUUCUUCUCCAUGCGUUCCGACUAUUUCAAAGUCCUGUUCUCCAAUAAUUUCAAGGAAGGAAGCUUAUUAGAAAUCAAAGAGGUCUCAUACGACGACUUCAAACUUCUUUGCAACAGUUUCUCAGAUCCUCAAUUUCCGGAUCCUCAAUUUACAAAUGAUGGAACCGUUGAGAAGCUUUUGAAAUUGGCUCGCCAAUUCCUAUUGCCAUCUGUAACAGAAACUGUUGAACACCAUCUGCUUCACUUUUCAAAAAUUGGUUUUCUAAAAAUGAUCUGGUUGGCUGAUGAGUUUAAAAUGUCGAAGCUUCUGGAAAAGUGUAUCCGUGAGCUCGACUCAUUGGAGAAGGUUAAGAAAUUGAAGGAAUUGCCAGAAUUCGAGAAGCUCUCCGAUGAAACCAAACUGCUGAUUCUUGGACGUAUCAUGAAAUUCCUGUAG
Molecule: messenger RNA, 867 nt
Organism: Caenorhabditis briggsae
Lineage: Eukaryota; Metazoa; Nematoda; Chromadorea; Rhabditida; Rhabditidae
Exons: 4
Coding region: 1-867 (288 amino acids)
Molecular function (GO): protein binding
Source: RefSeq, a predicted model, not a curated record